Messenger RNA from Odobenus rosmarus divergens (Pacific walrus), 504 nucleotides. Its product is annotated as 39S ribosomal protein L50, mitochondrial-like. The record is from RefSeq and is a predicted model, not a curated record. The coding region runs from base 1 to 504 and encodes 167 amino acids. The transcript has a single exon. Lineage: Eukaryota; Metazoa; Chordata; Mammalia; Carnivora; Odobenidae.
AUGGCGGCGCUGUCAGUGUCUGGCGUUACCAGAAGAGGUCUCACGUGGGUCGUCUUAGGGGCACCACGCAGAGAAUUUUGGUCUCAAUUCAGAAAAGAGAAAAAGCCAGUGGUGGCUGAGACAGUAGAAGAGGUGAAGAAAGAACCUGUUUUGGUGUGUCCACCCUUACGAAGCCGAACAUACAUACCACCUGAAGAUCUCCAGAGUCGUGUGGAAUCUUGUAUCAAAGAAAUUUUUGGCUCAUCUGUUCCUAGCAAUUGGCAGGAUGUGUCCCUGGAAGAUGGUCAUCUGAAAUUCGGUUUGUUGGCACGUUUAGCUGAUGACCUGGGCCAUGCAGUGCCCAACUCCAGGCUUCACCAGAUGUGUAGGGUCAGAGAUGUUCUUGAUUUCUAUAAUGUGCCUAUCCAUGAUAGAUCUAAAUUUGAUGAACUUAUUGCCAGUAAUCUGCCUCCCAAUUUAAAAAUCACUUGGGGUUACUGGGCAGUUCAGAAGAGGAAAUGUUGA